UCGGCAACUCUCAUAGGAUACUAUAUACUGCAAAGUAAUAUCGACUGGUCGAUAUAAUCUUAUGCCCAUUUUCGGACCGCACAUAGGUACAGGUAGGCAGGUAGGUAGGUAGGUAGGUAGACCGUAGCAUGGCGGAUUGUUUGGUUACCUACUAGGUAUAUCUAAGGUACCUACCUACCUGUCGUCUGAAAGCGGUAAACUGACGAUAUAUAACAGCAGUGUUUCCCUGGCUGUCUAUUUACCUACCUAUUGAUCUACCUAUUGAUUAAGAUUAUAGUAAGAAAUAAUCCGAAAGGAAGAAUAAAAAAAUGCGCAUCGCACAAGUCCAGUCUUGGCCUGAGGGACCACGGUAUGUCAGAGUUGAUGAUCUGCCUGCGCCGUCGAAGAGCCAGAUCCAACUCCGCGUCUUGGCUACAGGCGCUCACCAAGUAGUUCGUUCCCGCGCCUCGGGACAGCAUUAUUCAGCCAGGGAACUCCCUCAAACCGUUGGAGUCGAUUGCGUCGGCAAGGAUGACACUACUGGACAGCUCUACUACUUCUUUACUCUUCAAGGGGGCACAUUUGCUGAACGCAUCAAUGCUGAGAAAUCCGUCAUUUAUCCGCUUCCAGGCGACAUCGAUCCUAUUUCCUUCGCCGCGAGCGUCAACCCUGCCAUGAGCAGCUGGAUGGCAAUCACUCACCGCACCAACAAUCUGCCUAAAGACUUUACAGCAGUCAUUAUCGGUGCGACAAGCGCCAGUGGUCGCUUGGCCGUGUGCUCUGCCAAGGCUUUGGGGGCUGGAAAGGUCAUCGGCAUCGGUCGAAACGCCGCUGCCCUAGAGACUGUUGGUGGCCUCGACGAUUACGUCGUGCUUCAGGAUCCAGUUGUCGAGACCGACUUCUCCAAAGUACGUGACGGCGAUCUCGUCCUAGACUACGUCUACGGUGAUGCGACCGUACACUUGCUAUCGUCAUUAAGCAGAUCCAAGAAAAUGGUGCAAUAUGUUGAGAUCGGUAGUCUUGCUCAAAGGACUGCCGAAAUCCCAGGGCAUUUGCUUAGGUCCUUCGACUUAACUAUUCGCGGGGCUGGCGCCGGGUCUUGGAGCAUCUCGGCAUUGCAAGAGCAGCUCCAUGUCCUGGUUCCAACGAUGUCUCGUUGGAAGCUUCUUUCCGCUCGCUCCGUUCCAUUGAAGGAUAUCGAGGCAGCUUGGAAUGACGAAUCGUUAUUGAGCGAGGGACGCUUAGUCUUCGUGCCUUAGAUACAUAGCUACCUAUUCUUACAACAUCGAAGUCAUACGCUAUCAUGUAUCCAAAUUAUUGUAGACGAAGGCAAAAAUUAGAAUUAACGCAAAAUACCUACCUAGGUACGCGUACGCGCUGGUUUCGAUUCUGGAGCACGGCUGGCUCGUAUUACUACCUACCUAGAUACUUAGGUACCUAUAUAUACCUAUCUAGUAUGUAUGUGCCAUAAUACCUAGGAAAUACAACUAGAAUCUAUAGUCUUCCGGGACCACCAACAGACCUAGAGUUGCCCAAGGAACUUAUAGCCUCCAAUGCCGCCGGUGGAGGGAUCAUCUCCGAUUCCAGCCGAGUUCCUCAAACCUCAUUCCAAGAUCUUACAACCCGAAGCGUAGUUCGU
Messenger RNA from Annulohypoxylon maeteangense, 1618 nucleotides. RefSeq lists its product as uncharacterized. The transcript is spliced from 2 exons. Gene Ontology annotation, molecular function: oxidoreductase activity. NCBI's taxonomy places the organism in Eukaryota, Fungi, Ascomycota, Sordariomycetes, Xylariales, Hypoxylaceae. The coding region runs from base 309 to 1238 and encodes 309 amino acids. The record is from RefSeq and is a predicted model, not a curated record.